CUUAUAUAAUAGCACAGUUAAAAUAUAAAUUUCAAAUUUGGUCUGGAACUGCAGAACAUUAUCCAAAAGGCAAUGAUAAGAGAGAAACUGUUGUGCAAAAAUAUAAAGAGAAAAAUUUUAUAUAUAAAUUGCUUGUGUCUUUUGAAAAUAGAGCAAUUUUGAAAUGCAUUUUGUGUAUCUUCUUUGUGUAAUCAGCCAAGUUAUUAAAAUCAUAGAAGCAUAUAGAAGCGGUAUACUACCCUAUGGAACUCAUAAAGUGGACAAUCGAGGAGUGAAAACUUACAAGCAAAGAACUCUUGAAGUUGGAGUCUACACUGAUAAAUUUUUGUGGAAAAAUAUGAAAGCUCAAGUGAAGGGAUCUGAUGCUGUUGUGGAAAGUGCUAUGAAAAAGAUGAUAGGAAACCUAUUUAGAGAAGUUGGGGUUUUAUUCAAACAUCCAUCAAUUUCAAAAAAAGGGGGAUUUGAUGUAAAAGUGAAUGGUAUCAUAAUAGUCAAGGAUGAUUCUUUUGAUGAAUUUUUCAAGCAUAUUCAUGAAGCAAAGCAACAAAUAGAUAAACUCCAAUGGUUUAAGAGUUAUGUUUCUUAUAAAAACAAUCCAGAUGAUAAACAACGCAAUAGCUAUGAUAUGAAUAUCCUCCUCAUUGGAACUGACAGUGAUUGGCUUAACGGACUUGGUAAUCCUAACAGUGUUUGCUUUAUGAAUGCUGCUGCCAUAGCGGACUUGUAUUUAGUGGGGGGUAAUUAUAUAGCUCGGAAUGUUCCUUUGGUAGCCCAUGAAAUGGGGCAUGUUUUGGGAGCCCAGGAACAUGAUGGAGAAUAUGAGUCUUCUAAAUGCGACAAAGGAACAUAUAUUAUGGCUCCCAAUGUUGACACUAGUGCUAAAACAUGGAGUUCCUGCUCAAGGGACCAGUUUGAUCUAAUCGCCGCCCAACUUGAUGGGAGCAAAGUAACAAAAGGAAAUUGCUUUUACGUUUAGAAGAGCUAUUGGAUUUAAUCUUAGUUUAGACAAUGUUUUGCAAAAUAUUUUAAAAUAAAAAAAGACGCAAUUAUAUA
This is a messenger RNA of Eurytemora carolleeae, 1053 nucleotides long. RefSeq names its product A disintegrin and metalloproteinase with thrombospondin motifs adt-1. NCBI's taxonomy places the organism in Eukaryota, Metazoa, Arthropoda, Copepoda, Calanoida, Temoridae. Gene Ontology annotation, biological process: proteolysis. The transcript is spliced from 10 exons. The record is from RefSeq and is a predicted model, not a curated record. Gene Ontology annotation, molecular function: metalloendopeptidase activity. Bases 164 to 976 code for a protein of 270 amino acids.